AUGUCCAGAACUACUCACAAGAUUUAUGUUGGGAAUUUGCCUCCAGAUACCAAAACUCGAGAUAUCGAGAAUCUAUUUUCAAAGUAUGGUCCAAUCGCAGCAAUCGAUCUGAAAGCUGGACAAAGACGUGGUCCACCGUUUGCAUUCGUUGAGUUCGAAGACGAGCUUGAUGCGUCAGAUGCCGUUCGUGGACGCGACGGAUACAACUUUGAUGGGUACGCCUUGCGGGUUGAGUUACCACGUACUGGAGGUUUUAACAAUGGGAAUGGCGGUCCCAAUCCUAACCAGUUCCGGAGAGGAGGUUUCAAUCGCGGGGGUGGUGGGGCUAGUGGCCCUUCAAGGAGGUCAGACUUCCGUGUAAUUGUCACGGGUUUGCCACCCACUGGUAGUUGGCAAGAUCUCAAGGAUCACAUGCGUGAAGCUGGAGAUGUUGGAUAUGCCGAUGUGUUCCGUGAUGGCACCGGUGUGGUUGAAUUCCUAAGAACUACUCACAAGAUUUAUGUUGGGAAUUUGCCUCCAGAUACCAAAACUCGAGAUAUCGAGAAUCUAUUUUCAAAGUAUGGUCCAAUCGCAGCAAUCGAUCUGAAAGCUGGACAAAGACGUGGUCCACCGUUUGCAUUCGUUGAGUUCGAAGACGAGCUUGAUGCGUCAGAUGCCGUUCGUGGACGCGACGGAUACAACUUUGAUGGGUACGCCUUGCGGGUUGAGUUACCACGUACUGGAGGUUUUAACAAUGGGAAUGGCGGUCCCAAUCCUAACCAGUUCCGGAGAGGAGGUUUCAAUCGCGGGGGUGGUGGGGCUAGUGGCCCUUCAAGGAGGUCAGACUUCCGUGUAAUUGUCACGGGUUUGCCACCCACUGGUAGUUGGCAAGAUCUCAAGGAUCACAUGCGUGAAGCUGGAGAUGUUGGAUAUGCCGAUGUGUUCCGUGAUGGCACCGGUGUGGUUGAAUUCCUAAGGUACGAGGACAUGAAGUAUGCUAUUAGACGUCUGGACGACUCCAAGUUUCGUUCUCAUGAGUAUGGUCCAAUCGCAGCAAUCGAUCUGAAAGCUGGACAAAGACGUGGUCCACCGUUUGCAUUCGUUGAGUUCGAAGACGAGCUUGAUGCGUCAGAUGCCGUUCGUGGACGCGACGGAUACAACUUUGAUGGGUACGCCUUGCGGGUUGAGUUACCACGUACUGGAGGUUUUAACAAUGGGAAUGGCGGUCCCAAUCCUAACCAGUUCCGGAGAGGAGGUUUCAAUCGCGGGGGUGGUGGGGCUAGUGGCCCUUCAAGGAGGUCAGACUUCCGUGUAAUUGUCACGGGUUUGCCACCCACUGGUAGUUGGCAAGAUCUCAAGGAUCACAUGCGUGAAGCUGGAGAUGUUGGAUAUGCCGAUGUGUUCCGUGAUGGCACCGGUGUGGUUGAAUUCCUAAGGUACGAGGACAUGAAGUAUGCUAUUAGACGUCUGGACGACUCCAAGUUUCGUUCUCAUGAGUAUGGUCCAAUCGCAGCAAUCGAUCUGAAAGCUGGACAAAGACGUGGUCCACCGUUUGCAUUCGUUGAGUUCGAAGACGAGCUUGAUGCGUCAGAUGCCGUUCGUGGACGCGACGGAUACAACUUUGAUGGGUACGCCUUGCGGGUUGAGUUACCACGUACUGGAGGUUUUAACAAUGGGAAUGGCGGUCCCAAUCCUAACCAGUUCCGGAGAGGAGGUUUCAAUCGCGGGGGUGGUGGGGCUAGUGGCCCUUCAAGGAGGUCAGACUUCCGUGUAAUUGUCACGGGUUUGCCACCCACUGGUAGUUGGCAAGAUCUCAAGGAUCACAUGCGUGAAGCUGGAGAUGUUGGAUAUGCCGAUGUGUUCCGUGAUGGCACCGGUGUGGUUGAAUUCCUAAGGUACGAGGACAUGAAGUAUGCUAUUAGACGUCUGGACGACUCCAAGUUUCGUUCUCAUGAGUUAAUGUAA
Schistosoma rodhaini is the source of this 1944-nucleotide messenger RNA. Lineage: Eukaryota; Metazoa; Platyhelminthes; Trematoda; Strigeidida; Schistosomatidae. The record is from the annotation of a GenBank genome assembly.